This is a messenger RNA of Linum tenue, 2329 nucleotides long. Lineage: Eukaryota; Viridiplantae; Streptophyta; Magnoliopsida; Malpighiales; Linaceae. The record is from the annotation of a GenBank genome assembly.
AUUUCGUUUAUCUCAAUGAGGUUUUUGUUUUUUUCCCCUUAUAAUUAUGUCUCUGUUAUGCUAUGUUAUUCGGAGGUGAAAGAGAGGAAGGAAAUUAAUGGUGGCGGAGGAAGAAUUAUCCAUCUGACAACGAAAAAAAAAUCAGGAAAAGAAAAACGAGGGAAGAAUAUCAAUGUCAGCAGGCAAAAAGAAAGUCUGGUCCGAUACUACCCCACUCCUCCACCGCCGAAACUCUCCUCCUCCGCCUUCCUACCAUUCUUCUUCCUCUUUCCCUUUCACCGUCGAGAUGACUUCCUCCUCCUCCCCCCGCCGCGUCGGCUCCCUCUUCCUCGGUAUCGACGUCGGAACCUCCAGCGCCCGCGCCGGAGUGUUUGACGAUAAGGGGAAGCUCCUGGGGACGGCGAGCAGCCCGAUACAGAUUUGGAAAGAAGGCGACAUCGUUGAGCAAUCGUCGACGGACAUAUGGCAUGCUGUCUGUGCUUCUGUGAAGUCGGCUUGCUCCCUUGCUAAUGUUGCUGGCCAUGAAGUGACCGGGAUUGGAUUUGCUGCUACAUGUUCCCUUGUUGCCGUUGAUUCUGAUGGUGCCCCGGUUACUGUUUCGUGGAGUGGCGAUUCGAGGAGGAAUGUGAUUGUGUGGAUGGACCACAGGGCUGUUAAGCAAGCUGAAAAGAUCAAUUCUUUUAACUCGCCCGUGUUGCAAUACUGUGGUGGAGCUGUUUCUCCUGAAAUGCAGCCACCAAAGCUGCUAUGGGUGAAGGAAAACUUGCCAGAGUCAUGGUCAAUGGUGUUCAGGUGGAUGGACUUGAGUGAUUGGUUGUCAUACAGAGCCACUGGAGAUGAUACUAGAAGUCUGUGCACAACGGUCUGCAAAUGGACAUAUCUUGGUCAUGCACACAUGCAGCAGAUGAAGGAGAAGAAUUUGCGCGACAUGGAAGCAUGUGGAUGGGAUGAUGAUUUCUGGGAAGAGAUUGGCUUGGGUGACCUUUUGGAGGGUCAUCAUGCUAAGAUAGUUAAUUUGACAUGGGAAAAUUUUGCACAGGACGCAGUGUUGCUCUUCCAGGUCAUUCUUUGGGUUCUGGUCUUACCACUGCAGCUGCGCAGGCAAGAAUUUUGUACUGAAGAAUUGACACAUUCAUUUCAAGAAAUGGGUCUUAGAGCAGGAAUUCCAGUUGGAACUUCAUUGAUUGAUGCUCAUGCUGGAGGCGUAGGGAUCAUGGAAAGUGUUCCCGAGUCAGAUUCUGAAGCUAAAGCCUUGCCCGAAUGGGUUCAUCUUUUGCUAGAGUCGGAAAAGGAAGCUGUUAGCAGUCGCAUGGCAUUAGUCUGUGGUACUUCUACCUGUCAUAUGGCCGUAUCGGAAAGCAAACUGUUCAUUCCUGGAGUUUGGGGCCCAUUUUGGUCAGCAAUGCUGCCUGAGUAUUGGCUUACAGAAGGUGGACAGAGUGCUACUGGUGCAUUAUUGGAUUACAUAAUUGAAAACCACAUGGCUUCUCCUCCUCUUGCAGAGCGAGCUGCAUCUCAAAAAACUUCUAUCUUUGCAUUGUUAAACAGUAUUUUGAAGACAAUGAUGCAGGAGCGGAAGUCUCCAUUUGUUGCUGCUUUGACUGAAAGCACACAUGUUCUCCCGGACUUUCACGGAAAUAGAUCUCCUAUUGCAGACCCUAAAUCGAAGGGUAUUAUGUGCGGCUUGACUCUUGACACAAGUGAGGGACAGUUAGCUCUGUUGUACCUUGCCACUAUACAGGGGGUUGCUUAUGGUACUAGGCAUAUUGUGGAGCACUGCAAUGCUCAUGGCCACAAAAUCAACACAUUGCUUGCUUGUGGUGGUCUCUCCAAGAACCCUCUGUACGUCCAAGAACAUGCAGAUAUUAUGGGUUGUCCGGUUAUACUGCCUCGUGAAAGUGAGUCUGUACUCUUAGGAGCAGCAAUUCUUGGUGCAGUUGCUGCGAAGAAAUAUCCCACUCUUAUGGAAGCCAUGAAGGCACUGAAUGCCGCUGGUCAGGUUGUCCGUCCAUCUCAAGACCCGAAGGUGAAGAAGUAUCAUGAUGCCAAGUACAAAAUUUUCCGGGAGCUUUACGAGCAGCAGCUAUCUCAACGUUCAGCCAUGGCUAAAGCCUUGGAUUAGAGUCAUGGGAUGUGCCCCAAAUCCACUUCUGCUGGUGUACAGUUCAAGUAAUUUUUUUGUCUACAUUUUUUGCUCUGCUUUUACACACGAGGGGAGCUUGUUCACAGCUAUAGUUUUUGAAGGAUUAUUUGUAAAGCUUCAAACUUUGACCCUCUGAACAAAUUAUGGGUGGGAAUAAAGUAAAACAAUUGAACAAUCUAAACGAGC